CUUUCUUUAACACCACUGCUUAUUCAAUCUUUAUGUCAUUCUUCAUUCUUGGCAUACAAUCCCAUGAUGAUAUCAUCACUAAACUCCUAACUGAUCCCUCCAUCACUUUACCUGCAUCAAAAGACUUCGGUAAUGUCACUGAAGCCUCUCCGGCCAUUGCCGUUCUCCGUCCAUCAUCCAUUGAUGAUAUAGUUACUCUCGUGAAAUUAUCUAACAUGGUAUCAAAGCCAAUAAAAAUUGCCGCCAGAGGCCAUGGCCAUUCUCUCCAAGGCCAGGCUAUGGCCCCGGGAGGUGUUGUCAUAGAGAUGAGGGCUCUCGGAGGAGAGAACGAUGGUCGAAUAGUCGUGUGUCCGGAGGAGAUGUAUGUUGAUGCCGGUGGUGAGAAGUUUUGGAUCGAAGUGUUGCAUGAGACUCUUAAAUAUGGGCUUGCACCGCGGGCAUGGACUGAUUAUCUUUAUCUCACCGUGGGCGGCACAUUGUCAAACGCUGGGCUUAGCGGCCAAGCAUUUCUUCAUGGUCCUCAAAUAUCUAAUGUUUUCGAACUUGACGUUAUCACUGGGAAGGGAGAGAAGGUUACAUGUUCAGAGAAUUAUAACUCAGACUUGUUCUUUGCUGUUUUGGGAGGUUUAGGACAGUUUGGGAUCAUCACAAGAGCUCGAAUUGCCAUCGAAGCAGCGCCUGAUAGGGUGAAAUGGGUGAGGCUCAUUUACACUGAUUUUGUCGCAUUUACGGAGGACCAAGAAAGACUUAUAUCAAGAGAAGGGAAGGACGAAAAAGGUUUUCAGUAUGUGGAGGGUUCAAUUCUCAUGGAUCAAAGUCUUAUAAGCAAUUGGAGGUCUAGUUUUUUCACAGGGAAAGAUUUGGUGAGAAUUGGUGCACUUGCAGCUGACCAUGGACCACUUUACUGUUUAGAAGGGUCCAUCUACUACAACUUGGCUACAUCAUCUUCCAUUGAUAAGGAGAUGGAAUCGGUGAUCGAAGAGCUAAACUUUGUUAAAGGAUUUGUGUUCACUAAUGAUGUCUCAUACUUAGAUUUUCUCAAUCGAGUGCAUGAUGGAGAACUCAAACUUCGUUCGGAAGGACUUUGGGAUGUUCCUCAUCCUUGGCUCAAUAUAUUUGUCCCUAAGUCCAGGAUUUCAGACAUCAAUGAAGGAGUCUUCAAAGGCAUUCUCAAGAACAAAGACCCUAUGGGUCCAAUUCUUAUAUACCCUAUGAACAAGAACAAGUGGGAUGAAAGGAUGUCAGCAGUGGUUCCUGAUGAAGAAAUAUUCUAUUCGAUCGGACUAUUGCGGUCAGGGAUUCGAAACUUACAGUAUUUACAGGAUCAAAACAUUGAGAUACUAAGUUUCUGUGACAAGAGAGGCAUUAGGUAUAAGCAAUAUUUACCGCAUUACACUUCCCAAGAAGACUGGAAAAAACAUUUUGGCUCUACUAAAUGGGACACAUUUGUUAAGAUGAAACUCAAGUAUGAUCCAAGAGCUGUUUUAUCUCCAGGCCAAGGAAUUUUCACAUCUUCUCUUGUAGGUCACGUCUUUGAAUAGACAUCUAUCUAUCUAUAUAUAUAUAUAUAUGUAAGGACAUGUGAUAGUGUAAAGUUUAGGACUUUUUAUGCAUUUAAUGUUUAGUUUCUAUUUUUCACAAAUGCAAUGACAAGGUCUUAAUUUCCUUCAAAAUGUUGACAAUGUGGUACUUGAAUAUCUACACAAAGAUCACAUUUUUGAAGCUUUUGGAAUAGAUGUUGAUAUCAGAGGUUACAAAUUAAUAUCACUU
This is a messenger RNA of Dioscorea cayenensis subsp. rotundata (Guinea yam), 1770 nucleotides long. Its product is annotated as cytokinin dehydrogenase 5-like. Gene Ontology annotation, molecular function: cytokinin dehydrogenase activity; FAD binding. Lineage: Eukaryota; Viridiplantae; Streptophyta; Magnoliopsida; Dioscoreales; Dioscoreaceae. Gene Ontology annotation, biological process: cytokinin metabolic process. The record is from RefSeq and is a predicted model, not a curated record.